AUGGGCAUCCGAGCUGCAUGGAAAGAAGACCUUCAGGCAACCUCAGCAGAGCUGGUUUUCGGAGAAUCCAUACGUCUGCCAGGAGAGUUCGUGAACCCGAAACAAACGACAGGAGACUCCGACCCAGCUGUCUACGUCAACCGCCUUCGCCGACACUUCAACGAGCUGAAGCCUCAACCAACUUCAUGGCAUGGAGAUAAGCCAACUUUCAUUUUUAAAGAUUUGGCCUCAUCAUCCCACGUUCUGGCCUACCGCAAUGCACCUAAAGGUCCGCUGGAGAACCCCUACGAAGGUCCAUUCCCAGUCAUAUCACGGCACCCUCGCUAUUACGUCAUCAAAAUACGUAACCGAGAAGUAGCUGUAUCGUUUGAUCGACUGAAACCAGCAUACGUGACCAGGGACAGCCCCGAUGACCUACAAGGGCACGAAGAUCGACCACAAGACCAGCAACCAGAAAACCAGCAACCAGCCGACGACUCAUUUCCAGAGGACAGUCACUCCGACAACAACCGUACAACACGUUCAGGAAGAAGAGUGCGCUUCACACAGUUUUAUCAAGCGGGAUAG
Daktulosphaira vitifoliae (grape phylloxera) is the source of this 567-nucleotide messenger RNA. RefSeq lists its product as uncharacterized. The coding region runs from base 1 to 567 and encodes 188 amino acids. The transcript has a single exon. NCBI's taxonomy places the organism in Eukaryota, Metazoa, Arthropoda, Insecta, Hemiptera, Phylloxeridae. The record is from RefSeq and is a predicted model, not a curated record.